Molecule: messenger RNA, 618 nt
Organism: Thlaspi arvense
Lineage: Eukaryota; Viridiplantae; Streptophyta; Magnoliopsida; Brassicales; Brassicaceae
Source: the annotation of a GenBank genome assembly
AUGGAAUUGGAAACUGAAACUGAUAUAGUCCAUGUCCGUACGAAUGUGUCGAAUCUAGCGAUAAACUUUGAGUCUACGAACACAGUCUUAAUCCGUCUGCAAGAAGUGAUCAUUGAUGAAGAGAGUGAAGAUGGAGUAACAUAUUUAACACCAUAUCGCAUCUGCUUGAAGCCACGUGGCGGCUUCACGCCAAGUCAUCUCUCUCAACUCCUUGAUGAACAAGAGGUUCAUCACUCUCAAGAUUUAGGUGAAACUAUCCAUCGUCAGAUCAAUGAAGCAUUUGCUAAUGAUCAUUCUCUUCGAGAACCUGUUUACGUAACCGUCAGUGUCAGUUUAAUCGAAAACAGGCGGCCGAAUGCAAAUGUUCCUCCUCCACCGAAAAGUGCUUCGUGGGAAGUUAUCCAGAGAUUAGUGAAGGAACAGAAAGAGAAAUUGAUGGAUUUGGAAGAAACAAAUGAGAUCGAGUGUUCGAUUUGUAUUGAGGAUUUCUCCAUUAAUCAUGAAAACAUCAUCCAGAUGCCUCAAUGCAAACAUAUGUUUCAUCAGGAUUGUCUCUUCGAGUGGCUUGGUCGGCAAAACUCAUGUCCCUUGUGCCGGACUGUUCCGUAUGGAGAAUAA